Messenger RNA from Patiria miniata (bat star), 2554 nucleotides. Its product is annotated as 2'-5'-oligoadenylate synthase 1A-like. The transcript is spliced from 5 exons. Bases 360 to 1394 code for a protein of 344 amino acids. The record is from RefSeq and is a predicted model, not a curated record. Gene Ontology annotation, molecular function: double-stranded RNA binding; 2'-5'-oligoadenylate synthetase activity. Gene Ontology annotation, biological process: defense response to virus; regulation of ribonuclease activity; negative regulation of viral genome replication. Lineage: Eukaryota; Metazoa; Echinodermata; Asteroidea; Valvatida; Asterinidae. Gene Ontology annotation, cellular component: membrane; cytosol; nucleoplasm.
CCAAAUGUAUCUUUUCAGGGCAAUUAUGUCGAAAUAUCGAUGGGCAAGCUGUUAUAAGAGUGAACGCUUUGCAAGGACACAAAAUCAAAAGAUGCUGACACUUUAUGACGAAUCUAGGUCAAGUAGCCGCCACGGCUAAAAAUAUACAUGAUGGUCCUUUUCAAAGCUCGGCUUCGUUUCCGGCUUGGCUUUAAAUGAUGUUUCUAUCUCACCCGGAAAAUUCCAAAUGUAUGCUUUCUGCAUGGGUAAUUAUGUCAACAUAUCGACGGGCAAGCUGUUAUAAGAGUGAAAGCUUUGCAAGGAAACGUCUAUAGUUGUUCGACACAACUUGUGCAGUUGGCAACGUUACUUUGUGAACCAUGGGGAACUGGUUUUCAACGGGACCCGAACCUUGGUGUCUGGAUCCAAGCAGUUUGGAGAGGUGGUACAUUACGAACAUUCUAGAAGGAACGCAGAAGUUUAAUUCCGACUGCAGUGAAGCAGUGGACAGACUCCUCGGUUCUCUCAACAUAAAAUGCGUCACUGCAGGUAAAAACCUGCUGGACACCCCAGACGUCAUAAAGGGUGGUUCACUCGGUAAAGGCACAAUGAUAGGCGGCCUGUCCGAAGUUGACCUGGUUGCCUACAUCAACCCCUCGCACUUGGCACCCAUCUGUUCUUCGUCGACGCAGGACUAUAGAACGCAACUCAAGGCAGUCAUCGACGAGCUGAAGAAAGCACUCGGUCGUCUGAAAAACGUAGGGAUAAGACGCAGCGACGCGUAUACGAUCAGCUUCGUCAUCGAAGUUACUGGACGACGGUUUCUGGAGGUCGAUCUCCUGCCUACAGCUGAAAACUUUCAUGGUUAUGGUCUAGGUCCGUCCGACAUUUAUAAGGAAAUGCUUCAACUCAGCGGCUACGACCGCGGAUUCUACUCGGCCUCGUUGGUGAAAUUCCAGUGGGACUUCGUGAAGAACCAGCCGGGCUACGUCAAGGAGCUGAUCAGCCUGGUCAAGUUCUGGGCAUGCACCUCCUUGCCCCGGGCUCUCCAGAAAUCCUACCCUCUGGAGCUGAUUACCAUCUACCGCUGGGAGAACGCCGGUAAGCCCGCGUACUUCAGCAAGGCCCAGGGACUGAAGGACAUCCUUAAAGCCAUGACUGCUCUCCAGGUUCUUCGUCACUUCUGGACCGACAUGUAUGACGCGGAUUUGGCGGAACAAGCCAUCACCAAACUUGGGCACAGAAACCCCAUUUUGUUGGACCCUGCCAAUCCGACCAACAACGCCUGCUGGGUUUACCAGAAAGGUGACGACAUUGAUGUGAUAGCAAAAGCCGCCGAGUCUUCUCUGCAGACCGUGCUCCUUCGUGACGUCAUCGUCUAUGCAAAUUGGUCGGGCCGAAUAACUUCUGAAUAGUUUCACUACAAAAAUGCUUAACAACAGCUGAAUUAUUCUAAAUGCCACCAAUUUUUGAGCGCUAUUUUUGUAUGAAGGCUACCUCCAAACAACCGAGUAAAAUCAAUUAUCAAAUGUAUUACAGCAAUAACAAUGUAUUUGGGUAAACUAUAGAGUGUCACUUUAUAUUUGGAUAAGUCAUCAGAUUUUCGACAUAUUUUAAUUGAAUUAUUAUAUUUUUGUAAAAUAGCAACAUUCGAAUGCCCAAUAGUCUGAUUGCCGUUCCCCGAUCCCCCGACGUUUCCCCGACGUUUAUUGAUAGAUCGUUGAUCGAGUAGACACCUCAUAAAAAACAGUACCAAUAUAUACGAUCCUUAAUUCCAAUAAGAAUUUUGAUAAUAAUUUGAUAGGGUAAUUUUUGGAUAAAUGCAAAUGACCCUGUUCGCGUUUUAAUACAGAGAUACCGGUCAGUAUGCAAGGCAUAGCAUUUUGUAAAUGCAAUAACAUUAUAUUUAAUUAAUUCCAUUUUGUCCAGGACUUUUAACAAAAUAUGGCAGGCAUUAUCUUUGUAUUAAAGUACAACCAUUUACACACGAAGACACCCGACCAUAACCGAGUGUCAGGAAAACGUCGGGAAAUUCAGAACCGAGCGGAAUUCCUUGUCUGGACUAGUUACUUGAUACCGUCGGCUAUAACCUCACACAUUUUGGCCAGAAUGGUUUGAAUCUUUAGGUCAAAAAGGAACCAGACUACAUAACCCUGACAGCUUGGCAGAAAAUUGGCGGGAAAGUUUACUAGGAAAACAAAUAUAACACAAAUUUCAGUUUGUAACAAAAAUGUUUGGAGUAGGAUUUGCGGCCGGUUGGCAAGCUUGAAAAGUAUUUGCAGUACUGAAAUAUGUGAAUAGGAAAAAAAGGCCUAUUUUUCAAAACUGAAUAUUCUUUUUUAUCCUAUCAAUCGGUCUAUGUAAAUGUCUUUUUUGUAACGUUUGAAUUCGCUUUUGAUUAGAUUGACGUGGCAUUAUUAGUCUUCAGAAACACAAUUUGUGUUAAUAGAAAUGUAUAUAAUAACGAAUAUUAUGUUUUCAUAAAGUACUGCAGCAAACCGCGACACGUUUAAGCCCAUGGACCACUUAAUCUAUUGCUGAAAACAAAUCAAUCUUUGUUUUUAAUCUUCAAAAG